Molecule: messenger RNA, 3084 nt
Organism: Pediculus humanus corporis (human body louse)
Lineage: Eukaryota; Metazoa; Arthropoda; Insecta; Psocodea; Pediculidae
Product: zinc finger protein, putative
Exons: 3
Coding region: 1-3084 (1027 amino acids)
Biological process (GO): regulation of DNA-templated transcription
Molecular function (GO): DNA-binding transcription factor activity, RNA polymerase II-specific; RNA polymerase II cis-regulatory region sequence-specific DNA binding
Source: RefSeq, a predicted model, not a curated record
AUGGCAUUACAAGAGUCAAAUGACAACAGUCGUACGGGACAUCAUUGCAGAGAUUGCGGAUUGUUUUUCGAAAGUUCAAAAUCAUUGGAAGUUCAUUUGCAAUAUCACAAGGAAAAUUUAUUGACAAAAACGGAUUCGGAAAACAAUAAUGUCAAAUCGAGACGAGAAUUUCAUAAUUUAGUGGCAGCUCCCGCUGAUUCGACCGAUAUGAAACCCGUUUUGCCAACGGGACCGGGUAGACCGAGCUCAAAUUCAAGUUACCCCCCGACAAGCAGCCCGUUUACUCAUCCUCACACACCGACUAGUUAUUCUAGCGCACCGAGUCCAUAUCAAAACGAUAUCCAACGCUUUUCGCCUUCUAAUAAUCCGGGUCCGUCACCUUCGAGUACGUCUUUCGGGUAUUCAAACGGUACGACCGAACCUUAUCAGUUGCCAUUUACUAAUUAUCCUAGUAAUUUAAGAUCACCGAGAUCUCAACCUCCAAUUCCUGGCCAAAGAUCAAAUUCACCAAGUUCUUCGUCCGCGUUUCGUUUUAACAUGAUCAAUAAGAAUUGUUAUCCGCUUGAUAAAAACGGUGUUAGUUCUUCGUCGCCAAAUAGUUUUCGACCACAGUCGCCAUUUCAGUGCGAGAAAUGCGGUUUUAUAUGCGAUUCGGCAUCGACGCUGAGCGAUCACGUGAAAACGGUUCACGCGCCCUCCCCAAUGGUUUACAAUCACGGAUCGAGCGCGUUUCAACCCUCGGAAACGUUUUUCAGACCCGAAGCCGUCAAACAAGAAGUCAUUCAAGAUUCUCCAGAUAUUCUGGAUUUGGAUUCGCAGCAAAAAGUAUUUCGAUCUCCAGAAGAAGAUUCGGCGGGACCGCCGACGCCGGUUUCGAAUCCUCAUUCGGUUUCCGCAAUGCUCACACCUUGGUCCAACAGCGUGAAACCUCAAUAUCCUCCACCUCAGCAGCCUUAUUUGGUAUCAUCGACCAAUCCUCCGCAGAAUUAUCCACCGCAAAAUGGGCCACUGCCGAGUGCUAAUUUUCAACCGAGGAAUUUCCCAUCGGAAGCCUUUCCUCAACAGUCGAAUGUUCCUAAUCAAAGUAUUAAUAAUAACCAAAUUCCUAAUUCUGCUAGUCCUAAGCUAACAAAUCCUAAUAAUUCAUUACCUCAUUCCGGUAUGAGUGCUACAAAGGGUGAUUCGUGGAAGUCAAACGAAGCUAGGAGACCGAAGACUUAUAAUUGUUCCGCUUGUAAUAAAUGGUUUACGAGUAGUGGACACUUGAAAAGGCAUUACAACACGACGUUACAUAAGAAUGCGGUUAAACAAAGUGGUCAACCCGAUCCGGCAACGUUGCCAAUAAGCAGUCAUCACCAUCCGAAUCGGGAUCCGAAUUACAUUCACAGUUCAAAAACGCCCGCUGGAAUGUCGAAUCCACCGCCGAAUUUGUCCGGCGUGACGAAGGCGAAAAAAGCCAAAUCCAUAUCUCCACAGGGUGAAGCCAACACUCCGAGUCCGGCUUUGAGCAACGCGAACGAAGGGGAUUCGUCAAGGAGCAACGACAACAUUUACGAUAGAAUGUACGAUAGGAACGGAUCGGUGCCGAACGGGACGUACGAUCGUCCCGUUCAACACGGAUUCGGUGGCGCAGCCGGAUUCGACAUGAUACAAACAAGUCAAACAUCGGCUUUCGACAGAACGACUCCCGGAAGCGGAUCGACGGCUUUCACAGACCAGAGAACGCCACCACAGAAUUUCGAUCAGAGAUCGACGCCGCAAAGUUUCGAUCAGCGGCCAACACAGAAUUUCGACGGGCGGUCGACCGAUUUUGAUAACCGAACUCAAAACGGUUAUACAAUACAAGAUUUGAACCGUCCAGCAUCCAAUUCGGAUCUUCCCGUAACCCAAAAUUACGAAUAUUAUCGAUACGAUAGACUACCUCUACAUAAUCAACAAAAUAGUACAAAUCAAGUUUCUGCCCAGUCCCCAAACUUCCAGGCAGGUCCCUCGGUCUCCCCCUCGGGGGGCCUGCCUAUCUGCCCCCCUUUGCACCCUUCCCUUCGUACCCCGAACCAUAUGAACACAUUCAUGGGGGAGAACAUUUUGAUGGUCCCAGCAAGCGAGGUGCCCUCCCAGCCACAAGACCAGCAUAUUACCCCUCAAUAUAUCAACAGCCCUAUAAUUAUUGGUAAUACGGCGUUACAUCAAAACGCUCCGCUCCCGAGUUUUUCAAAUUUUCAAACGUCAAUUUUCCAACAGAACAAUUUUACUAACAAUACAUCACCGUUCGACAAAGGUUACUACUCGCCAAAUUCAUCCUGCCAGGUAUUCACGUACAUAAAAUCAGAUUUAACGGACAACACGGUGAAAACCGUUUACGCUCAAGAUUUCAUAGAGGAUGAAAUCAAUGGGAAAUCAGACGGGAGUGAGAAAAACACUGAUUUUUUCUCAUCCGAUCGGAGGCACAUGGAAUUGCUCAACAUCAAAAUGGAAUUGGACGAUUUAAGCGAUAAUUCGGAUAAUUCGCAAAUCCCACCGAUGAGCCCGAUUGAAUUUCCAACGUCAACGAAUUUGGAACUUUCGGAACCGGCGGUCAUGAAAAAGAUGAAAAAGAAAAAAUCAACGAAGAGGAAAUCGGAGGAAUCAUCGAACGUCGUGACGUCGACGGGAAGUCCUCAACCCGCGGCGAAAAAAGCCGUUAUUAAAUGCGAGGAAUGCGACAAGUAUUUCAACCGGAUAUGCUACCUCACGCAGCACAACAAGAGUUUUCACAGCGGCGAAAAACCCUUCAAAUGCGAUCGCUGCGGAAAACGUUUUCAUUCGGAAAUACGCGCGAGAGAUCAUUCUAAAAAACAUGGCGGAGAAAAACCCUACAAAUGCGAAAUAUGUCCGAAAUCAUUUAAUCACAAAACGGAUCUCCGCCGACAUUUGUGCUUACACUCCGGAGAGAAACCAUACGCGUGCCAACAUUGCGGCAAAGGCUUCAUACGUAAGGAUCACAUGCUCAAACACGUUGGCACACAUAAAAACGGUAAAAGAAAAUUUAUGAACAAGGUGAUUGAUGAUUUACUCGUAGCCAAAAAUAAAAUAGAAACGAAAUGA